CCUGGCACUGCUCUUAAAUGGAACCCAACCGUGUUCACCAUUUCAUCUCCUUUUCUCGAAUUUUACACAUCUCUCCUUUUUCUCUCACUUUUUUAAACCCUAAUUUGGUUUCCCCUCUUGAAUUCUCCCUUCCUCUCUCUGCAGGAACUCUAAUUUGUGCUAUGGCUGCACCUUUCAGUGAUAACACACCUCCCCUCCUAAGUAGCUCAAGUAGUUUUAGUAGGACGGGAUCAGAAUCCUCUAUAAACCCUAGUUCUUUUCAAAAUGCUACUUUUACUUCGGAAUCGAGUGGCCAUGAAAGAGAGCUUGAGGAGUUAGGGUUUCAGCGAUCAGAAAUGUAUCAGCUCCCGUUGGUAGGGACUGUUGAUUCAUAUGAAAGGCACUUGUUUCUCUGUUACAAGAACCCUGAAUCAUGGCCUUCUCAUGUCGAGGCUUCUGAGUUUGAUAGACUUCCUCGCCUUCUUGCUGCUGCUAUCAAAUCAAGGAAAAAUGAUAUAAAAAAGAAGACUCGCUUGACCAUAUGUGAGGGACGUGAUGGAACUGAGGCUUCUAAUGGAGAUGUCUUGAUUUUCCCAGAUAUGAUCAGAUAUAGGGGUUUGACUCACUUUGAUGUUGAUUCUUUUGUCGAAGAUGUGAUUGUGAAAGGCAAAGAGUGGCUCUCAAGAACUCCUGAUGUAUUAACCGGAUCGCAUGUAUUUGUAUGCGCUCAUGGUAGUCGAGAUCGAAGAUGUGGGUUUUGUGGGCCUGUUCUAGUCAAAAAAUUUAAAGAGGAGGUUGAAGCACGACAGCUUAGUGGCCAAGUCUUUAUCAGCCCAUGCUCACACAUUGGGGGGCAUAAAUAUGCAGGGAAUGUGAUCAUAUUUUGUUUGAAUAUUGGUGGGGAAGUUACAGGCCAUUGGUAUGGCUAUGUUACUCCAGCCGAUGUCUCUGUUCUGCUUGACCAACACAUGGGGAAGGGAGAAGUUGUGGAUCGCCUAUGGAGGGGUCAGAUGGGUUUAUCGAAAGAGGAGCAAAAGAGAGCCCGGGACCAGAGGCUACAAUUGAUUGGCAACAAAGCUUAUGCUAAUGGUAUCUUCCCGGAGAAGACUGAGAAAGAAUGCAAUGAAAGGCCUCCUCAAAUCAAUGGCGUGAGUUGUUGUGGAGAAAUUGGCAAGACUUCUUGCUGCCAAGAUGGGAAGCCACAGGAGGUUCUUACCGCCCUUGGGAGCGACAAGAAGGCGGCAAGGAGCUCCAUUAAGAAUAAGAGCACCAGAGGCAAAAUAGACCUUUUUCCUUGGCUUGAUACAUGGGAAAGAGAGGAUACAUUUGCUGCCCUUGCAGUCAUUGGGGCUGUAGCUUCUGUUACUGUUGCUUAUUGCAUCUACAAGAGGUCACACUGAAGCAGUGCCAUGUUAAAAGAGGUUUUUAUGCAUUUUGGAAUGGAAAAACCCUUUGUAUGAGCAAGUUGAGUGUAAGAAAAAUGAAUGAUGUUUUUUUUUUGUAUGGGCAAUAUAUCAGUAUUCUUUGUAGGUUAGGUCUUGAGUUUUAAAGGGAUUUUUCUUUUGCUAGUAUGAGCAGGUUGAUUGUCCCUCAGACUUGGUUUAGUCUGAAGUCCAAACUUAAUGUAAAAAUGUUAUUCUCCCAUAAUAAAAGUAUUGUUAUAUGAUCA
Amborella trichopoda is the source of this 1648-nucleotide messenger RNA. RefSeq names its product Sucrase/ferredoxin-like family protein. NCBI's taxonomy places the organism in Eukaryota, Viridiplantae, Streptophyta, Magnoliopsida, Amborellales, Amborellaceae. The record is from RefSeq and is a predicted model, not a curated record.